AUGGUGUCCUUGAUUUUCCCAUUUCUGAUCCGAGGAGGGAAGCCUACACCAUUGUACUCAUGUGUAAUUGCAUUCAUAUUCUGUACCUAUAAUGGCUACUUACAAAGCAGAUACUUAAGCGAAUAUGCAGUGUAUGCUGUUGACUGGGUCACUGACCCCCGAUUCCUAACAGGUUUUGUCUUGUGGCUGGUAGGCAUGCUGAUAAACAUUCACUCCGAUCACAUCCUGAGGAAUCUCAGGCAGCCAGGGGAGACUGGAUACAAAAUUCCAAGGGGAGGCUUAUUUGAAUACGUAAGUGCAGCCAACUACUUUGGAGAAGUGGUUGAGUGGUGUGGCUAUGGCCUGGCCACCUGGUCUGUUCAAGGCGGGGCUUUCGCUCUGUUUACAUUUUGUGUUUUAUUCACAAGAGCACAACAGCAUCAUCAGUGGUACCUUGAGAAAUUUGAAGAUUAUCCAAAAUCCAGGAAAACUCUAAUUCCAUUUUUGAUUUAAGUCCAUUAUCAGUGGAAUUAUCUUCAACUUGAUGCUUUUUUUAUAAUGUUUCUCUAGGGAUUAUAUAAAUGAAUUAUUUCUUUGUCA
Myotis davidii is the source of this 579-nucleotide messenger RNA. RefSeq names its product steroid 5 alpha-reductase 1 (gene SRD5A1). The record is from RefSeq and is a predicted model, not a curated record. Gene Ontology annotation, biological process: steroid biosynthetic process. Gene Ontology annotation, molecular function: 3-oxo-5-alpha-steroid 4-dehydrogenase activity. The transcript has 5 exons. Lineage: Eukaryota; Metazoa; Chordata; Mammalia; Chiroptera; Vespertilionidae. The coding region runs from base 1 to 492 and encodes 163 amino acids.